AUGUCUGUUUGUAAAGAUGAAAGCGAGUUUGAUGCCCCUUGGGAAAAAGUUUCGUCGGCAUGGUUGCGAAGGUACCCAAAUCCUUAUAGCUCUCACGUAGUGUCUUCCGAUGUCUUAGAGCGAUACAUCGAUGAAAAAGGCCGAUUGCAUACCGAACGACUUUUAGUUAAGCAAGGGAGAGUACCUCGAUGGGCUUCGGAGUUCUUAAACGUGAGCAGAUCUUACAUUUUGGAAAGGUCCAUAAUCGACGCAAACAAGCGUGAACUCUUGAGUGAAACCUUUAAUAUUGACCAUCUCAAACUCCUGAAGGCCAUGGAGUAUAAUCGAUACCAACCUUCUGAAGAAGAUAGCUCAAAAACUUCCAUAACAACUUUAGCUCAAUUUGCUUCUCCUUUACGGCUGGGUUUGGGGCGUCGGGUCCAAAAAUAUUGUCUGAAGCGCUUUCCAGAACAGCUGAUCGGCUCCCGACGUGGUGUAUUAUACGUUUUACAAAAACAAAAAUCUAUUUCUUAA
Messenger RNA from Schizosaccharomyces osmophilus, 513 nucleotides. RefSeq names its product mitochondrial phosphatidic acid transfer protein Ups1 (gene ups1). Gene Ontology annotation, biological process: phospholipid transport. Lineage: Eukaryota; Fungi; Ascomycota; Schizosaccharomycetes; Schizosaccharomycetales; Schizosaccharomycetaceae. Gene Ontology annotation, molecular function: phosphatidic acid transfer activity. The transcript has 2 exons. Gene Ontology annotation, cellular component: mitochondrial intermembrane space. The coding region runs from base 1 to 513 and encodes 170 amino acids. The record is from RefSeq and is a predicted model, not a curated record.